Molecule: messenger RNA, 1608 nt
Organism: Chelmon rostratus (copperband butterflyfish)
Lineage: Eukaryota; Metazoa; Chordata; Actinopteri; Chaetodontiformes; Chaetodontidae
Gene: rad21l1
Product: RAD21 cohesin complex component like 1
Exons: 13
Coding region: 1-1608 (535 amino acids)
Biological process (GO): replication-born double-strand break repair via sister chromatid exchange; synaptonemal complex assembly; mitotic sister chromatid cohesion
Cellular component (GO): synaptonemal complex; cohesin complex
Molecular function (GO): protein binding; chromatin binding
Source: RefSeq, a predicted model, not a curated record
AUGACGUUCUAUUCUCAACUCUUCACGUCCAAGCGGGGGCCUCUUGCCAAAAUUUGGUUGGCAGCACACUGGGAGAGGAAACUCUCAAAGGCCCAUGUAUUUGAAUGCAAUUUAGAAACAACCAUCAGAGACAUAAUUUCCCCAAAGAUGAAAAUUGGUUUACGGACAUCUGGUCAUCUGCUCAUUGGUGUGGUCAGGAUCUAUUCCAGAAAAGCAAAGUAUCUCCAUGCAGACUGCAGUGAUGCCCUGGUUAAAAUUAAAACUGCAUUCAGACCAGGUCAGAUAGAUAUGCCUGUGGAGGGACUUGAGGCUACAAUAAAGGCAAUUACCCUGAUAGAAGAUUUCACUUCCUUUGAUGCCCAGCUGCCAGACCAAAGUAACAUAGAUGUCGUGGACCACUUUUCACUGAACCAGAGUCGAUCAGAGGAAAUCACUUUGAAAGAGGAUUUUGGAAAUGGCUUUCUGAACUUGGUAGAUUUUGGAGAUGAGUCCCAGAGCCACAGGUUUGGGCUACUGGAUGUGAGCUUCCAGAGCCUGACUCAACAUGCUGACGCCUUUGGGGAUGAGGACAAAGGGUUGGACCUACUCGACUUUCUGACAGACUUCAGUGAUCACACUGAGUCUACCGAGUUCAUCCCAGAAGUGCCUCAAAAGGAAAAUCCAGAGAUGUCUGCACUCAAUUAUCAACAAGAUGCUGACAGAAUGGAGGUUGAGACCCCUACACUGAAUGAGACCACCCUGCUUGCUAAUGAGGAGAAGGCCUUUGCCCUUGAACCUGUGGCCAUCACUCCAAACUCAGAGAAGAAGAAAGUGAAGAGAAAACGCAAGUUGGUUGUGGACCAGACUAAAGAGCUGAGCAAUGAAUUCAUCAGAGAGCAGCUUUCUGACUAUUCAGAUCUGAUCGGCCCCUUUGAUAUGGCCCCGCCAACCCUGCAGCUCAUGCAGUGGAGGGAGAGCGGAGGUGCAGACAAACUCUUUGCACAGCCGUGUUCCACUGUAGUAGCUCCACAGAUAAUGGAGCUGUUUGCCAAGAGUGUUUUCCAGGUGAAAUAUGAUGUGUGUGAGGAGGUUGAAAUGAUGCGCCAAGAUAGACAGGAAGUUCAGAGGGACAUGAGCACCCUCACCACAAGCAACAUCAGUGUCCCAUAUUCAUCAGUAGAUCCUGAGAGAACACACAACACCGAGCUGACGAUCCUUGAUCACAUGAAUGACAGUCAACAUGAUGAUUACUCCGAGCUCACACAAGAUGAGAAUAGGUCAGAGUUCACUCAUCCAGAACUUCCAUCUGAAGAUUCCAUGUUUGUCCAUCCAUCUUUCAAGCAGCAGGAGGCUCGGAUAACUUCCCUCCACACUCAGUCUAUGCUGGACAGCCAGGACUUUGAGAACAGGAAGAUAACCGAGCUUGCACAGAAGCUUCUGAACACCAUGAAAAGCAACAAUGGCACCACAUUCAGCCUGGAGGCACUAUGUGAAGGAGGGACUCGCUCGCAGGCUGCAACCACUUUCUUCUGCCUCCUGGUCCUGAAAAAUCAAAAAGCCCUUGACUUGCACCAGAGCGCACCCUAUGAGGACAUCUUUGCCACACCUGGGCCCAACUUCGGUGAUUAG